UCCAGGCGGGGGGUUGCUGCUGCGCUUCACCCGGGCCGUGCUCUGCCUCCCGGAGGAGCGAACGGACGCCCCGUCCCCAGGAGACUCCCCGGAGCUCCGCUUCCUGGCUCUGCGGGCACCGGAGCAGCUCCCGGAGUAAUCUGCAGCCACAAUAACACACAGCGUCAGGUGGAAACAAUGGAGCUGCGCAGAAAAACAACCUCUGUUUGUUUGUCGAUUAACGGAUUUAAAGGCAAAUGUUUGGUGAACAGAUUAUAACCGAUCAGAGGUGCGAUCAGGUUAUUAACAGAGAAUAAACGGUGGGAUUUGGACAUUAUUUCAACGCUUUAAAGGACCCAAACAGCAGCUUAUCGCUUUAGCAUGUAGCAGUUAGCAGCUGGGAUACCGACCUGCGUCCGACAGCAUGUUGUCCGGAUGAACAGGCGUUAAACCGAAGCUGUGGGCCGGCUGUUUGUUUGUGAGGAGGUUUAAUAAAUCAGUUCAACUGUCUUUGGUUGUUGUGAAAAUAAAAUAAAACAGCUGAUACAUGAAAACAGCUUCCUGUUUGACACAGGAAGUGGAUGGUGUUGCUUCGGACUGGUAUUAAUGCUACAUUCAAAGAACCUCGGAAAUAAAGAUGGCAAAAAUUAAAAUAAGGAAAAACUAAAGCCGAUUUAACAGCAUUAGCUGUAUCAGUCAUUACCUAAACAUUACCAAAAAAAUUUUUUUUCAUUCCAGCGUUUUGUUACACAUUUACGACCAGUUUACUGACAAGAAUGUAUUUUAAAUAUAUGUUAACUAUCUGAGUUGAAUUCAUUACUUCUUUAUUUUAUAAUUAUGAAAACCAUAUGGGAUUUUGAGGUUGGGAUCAUUUAAGAAGCUCUGAAUUUCUUCUCGAAAUUUCUUACUCAUAAAGAUCCUUGCUAGACAUUUUUCAAAAGAUGAAGCCAGAAAUUUCGAGGGGUCAUGAAUGCAUCAUUCACGGGGUCAUUUUAAGUCACGUUUUAACAAGGUAACCAUAGCAACCGGCACGAUAACCCAAGCGACUCGUUUUAUUUACUGUCAGAAGAAGCCAGUUUUGACCGUAAAGUUUUAUUUCUGUUUAGAAAUAGAGUAUUUUUCUCGCAAAAAUCUGUUUCCAUUCACAUUUGAAACGUCGUGUCUGUUAGCUGUUCUUUUUAUAAACGACAUUUUUUUAAAACAAGGCGCGAGGACCGGAUACUUUCCCGGAUGGAUUCAGGAAAACUCGUUCAAGAUUUGAACCCGAAGUUUCCCGAUAUAAAUCUGACUGCAUCACGUAAACCCAGUCCUAAAAAGUUUGACCUCAUUAAGGUCAUCCGUCUUCUUGAGGAUCCACUGAUGGCGAACCUGAGGGAAAGGCACCUGUUCGUCCUGAAGAAACUGCUGAAGAGAAACCAGUCAGGCUUCCUUUUGAAGGAGCUCACAGCUAUAUCCCAAAUACUCAACAUCUGUGCUGAGAAAGUGAGCGAUCAGCCCCAAUAUGCAUCAGUUCUGUGUGAAGCUCUAAAACUCUGCAGGUUUCCCUUCCUGAAGGAGAAGACGUCUGAUGAGCUGAGGUACGCUCAAGACGCCAAAGAGUUCCUCUCCAACAUUGGUCUUCUGAUGAGGGUCCCACACGCUGAAGUUCAGGAGCAGGUCUUGGAAGCUGUGAGGUCGUUUUUCAGCUCUAACGCUCCAGCGGAUCUGCCUGAAGAGCUCCAGCCGACCUCGGCCAUUUACCGGCUGCAGCUGCUGGAGCGCAGCAACCUCCCCAAGACGCUGCUUCUCUCCACAGCCGCCCUGCAGAACCGGCCCUCCAUCAAGCUGCGGCUCCUGCAAACUCUUCAGCUCCUCUCCAGCUCCUCAGACACCACCUGCACUAGCAUCUUAGGUGAAGGAGGAGCCGAGAUGAUCUGUCUGCACAUGAACGAAGAGGACCGGUCCGGUCAGGUUCUUAUCUGCUCCUCAGAGAUCCUCUGGAACCUGCUGGAGAGCGGUGGCAGAAAGGAGGCCGUGACUCAGCUCAGCAGCUUGGAAUGCGUGCUAUCUCUGAAGGAAGCGUUGUCAUCAGCGAUGGAGAUCCCAUCCCAAGCUUUUCACCUCCAGCUCAGGAAUCACCUGCUGGCGAUCGCAACUCUCAUCGCUGGAAAUCCAAACUGUCCGCUCGUCGAAAGCUUAUUUGCCAAACAGCUGCUGGGCUUCAUGACAAUUCCGGAGCUGAGCAGCUCUGCAGCAGAGAAACCUGACCUGAGGAUGAUGAAGCUGCUGUUGAAUCUGCUGGUUGUGAUGGGCAGGAACGUCACUGUACUGCAGGUUUUCAGGGAGGAGUAUGUCAUGGUGAACCUGCUGCAGCUCGUGAAGCCACCGGAGCGCCGGCCAGCUUCUCAGAUCUUCUUCGGCUUCCAGGAGGAAGAACUCCAGCUGCAGGCAUUGGACGCCUUGUCCUGCAUCGCUCCAGUCAUGCUGCAGGACUACAUGUCCUGUCAGGGAAAUACGCGCCUGCUGUUGCUGCUGGACUGGUGCGUCGAAGAGCCUGAACUCUGUGGCAGCAGGAUGACCCAGACGCAGCGCUGCAUCAGAAUCCUGCGAUCUGUGACGGCUCUGGGAGAGGAAGCUGUAAAGCAGGACCUCUGCGAUCAGGGAGCCAUCAACCAGCUGCUGGGGAUCCUAAACUUGAUCGAAGCGUUUUCUGGUGAGGAUGAUGUAAUCGCCGUGGAAACCAUGUCCAAUAUCCAGCUCAUCCUGUCUGUGCUGUGUGAGAACGACCUGCACAGAAAGGAGCUGUUUGGCUCAGAGGGAGUAGAGAUGGUCGUACAUUUCCUGAAGAAAGGUGCAGGGAAGUUCUACAGCACUCUGGGACACAACAAGCUGGUGAUCUCCACGGUGGAGUGCGUGUGGUCCUGCAUCGUCGGCUCCUGCACCACAGAAUAUCAGUUUUUAGAAAGAGGAGGAGCAUUUCUGAUGCUGGAUUUACUCCAAGCCAGUCCCAGAUGCAUACACAGCCUCAUCCUCUCUACCCUGCUGGAUCUUUGUAACAAUCCGAACGCUCGGUCUCAGGUGCUGAGCUGGAGGGACGAUGGCGGUCAAACGGCUCCCAGAGUCCUGCUGCAGCUCUGGAGGGCAGAAGAAAAGGAGCUGGGGGUCCUCAGAACCAAACAUGGAGGAAUUAAAGAUCCAAAGAAGCCGCUUCAGACCCGUUUCCAGGAGGACGGCAGCAGUUUGUCGUUUCCUGCCAACAAACCGUCCGCAGCAGUGCUGGAAACGUCCGAAAACCUGCGAGCAAAGUUUUACCUCCUCCUCUGCAGUCUGGGUUUCCAGGGGCUUCCUGGCCUGUUAGCAGAAGAUUAUAUGACUCUGGGCAUCAUCAGGAGAUACUUGGAUUUCAAGGUCGGGGAGGUUUGGAGCGAGAUUAACAGCGAACUGGUCCUGGAAGGCGUGAAGCCCAUCAGCUCGGACGAAAGAGCUCUGAGCUCCAUCUGUUGGACAUCAGAGGACACGGCGAGGAGGAUCAUGGAGGAACAAACUUGCAUCCUGAAGGAGCAGGAGGAGGAGGAGAUCAGGGAGGAGAUGCUCUUCUACACAGAGAUGAAGUCUCACCAGAAACAGCAGGAGCUCGAAACAACCUCCACAGUUCCCUUCAGAGAGAGUCUCAAUCAGUCUGGUUUCAGACCACCACUGGGAACCAAAUCUGGACCUCAGCAGCCUUUCAUCGGCCACAUCCUGGCAGCAGAGACCUCGGCGGAUCAGGGUCCCGCAGGGGUCAAUGUGAUUCUCAGCAGAACUAUAAUCUGAACCAGAAGAAGGGAGAUGCAAAGCUUCAGCAGACUGAUGGUACCAGAAAUCCUGGCUCAAGAGGAGACUUUCCUGCGUUUCCUGCGUUCCUGCUUGUAAAAAUUGAAUUAAAACGGAGAGAAAAACCUUUUGCACAACAAACUGUUUGUAUUUUCCAUGAGCAGCUGCUUCUGUUCUGACCCUAACACUGUGACUUGAAAAUACAGACAUGAUGUCACCCAGUCUGCACAAUCA
Molecule: messenger RNA, 4005 nt
Organism: Cyprinodon tularosa
Lineage: Eukaryota; Metazoa; Chordata; Actinopteri; Cyprinodontiformes; Cyprinodontidae
Product: cilia- and flagella-associated protein 69-like
Exons: 22
Coding region: 1210-3771 (853 amino acids)
Biological process (GO): positive regulation of flagellated sperm motility; olfactory behavior; response to odorant
Cellular component (GO): non-motile cilium; sperm midpiece
Source: RefSeq, a predicted model, not a curated record